Molecule: messenger RNA, 3252 nt
Organism: Adineta steineri
Lineage: Eukaryota; Metazoa; Rotifera; Eurotatoria; Adinetida; Adinetidae
Source: the annotation of a GenBank genome assembly
AUGAUAACCUUGUCCAAUGCUCAGCGUAAUAGUUUUCAACAUUUAUUAUCUAAUGAAAAUGACUAUUCAAUUGAUUUUCCCAAUGUAACAAUUCAACAUGUAUGUGAAAAUGAAUUACUUACGAUAAAAUGUUUAAAUAUAAAUGAAACAAUUCAAAUAAUACGUUCAAUGUAUGGACGAACAUCACAAAGAAUAUGCAAUAAUGAUUUAAUCUAUCGAUUUUUUGAUAAAACAUGUGCAAAUAUUGAACAAUCAAAAUAUCAAACAAAACUUCGUUGUCAUGGAAAAUCAACGUGUGACAUAUUAAUUAGUAAUCAUAUAUUUACGGAUCCAUGUGGAUUAAAUAUUCCAAAACAUUUUGAAGUUCAUUAUCGAUGUAUUGAUAAAGAACGAAUUUGUUCGAAAUUAUUUUCGAAUUGUUCAAAAUCAAAAGAUUUGAAAUGUAUUGAAAAAAUUCAAGAAGAUUUUUCUUGUCAAUGUCCAUCAAAUAUUUGUCAAUAUGUUGAUAAUCAAGUAAUUGGCUUUACGGAAAAUGUUUGUUUAGAAGAAUAUCUCCAAGGCUUUCAUUGGACUACAACAUCGAUUAAUAAAAAUCAAUCUCAUCUAUGUCCUUCUCCAUGCAAUGGAGAAAUAAUUCGUUAUUGUAAUUCGAAUAGUCAAUGGUCAAAACCAAAUUAUACAAAUUGUAAAUGUCCAUUAAAACAAUCCGAUCAAUUAUCAACACAUCGUUCAGCCAAUAGCUAUGUAUUUCAAUGUAAUUUUUGGCUAAUCAAUCGUAUAUUGCCUAAGGAUAAUUCAUGCAUUCUUUCAUUUACAAAUUGGAAUGAAAAAAAAGAGGAGAAGAAUUCAUUGAAUUGUCUUUUAAGUGCAUUUGAACAAAUGACAUUUCAAUCAUGUUUAGGAUCAAAUUCAUUUGGAAUUGAUUUUCAAAAUUUAAUUUUUGAAAUUUAUAUUCCAAUGAAAAAUGAAAGUAAAUUUCAUUUAUUAUCAAAUGAUUAUGAUUCAUUAUUAAUCAAUCAAUUAAUUGUCGAUCGAACAAAUAUAAACAAAGAUGAAUCUCAUACGAAUUUACCAAUGAUGGUUAUUGAUACAAAGAAUUUUGAUUUAGAAAAUCGAUCUAUUAUUUUAAUUGAACAAGAAAAAAAUUUCAAUCCAAUACAAACAGCAAAUGUUACAGUCAUAUUCGAUCGUCCGUCAUUGAAAUAUUAUUAUCAAUGUCGCGCUUAUCGUUUAACAAAUUUUUCAUUACAAGUCGAUUCGACAAAUAUGUUUUUUGCAUGUCAAUCAUUAUGUUCAAAUAGUAGUCAUGUUAUAUGUCAAUGUCCAUUUUUCAAUCCAUUCAUGCAUUAUCGUUUGCAUAUCGAUGCGUCGAAAACUGAUGAUGAUUUUAAUGAUGAAUGUCUCGAACAAAUAAAUUAUUCAAUUGAUGAUAAUUUAAAUCGAAUUGAUCAAUAUUUAAAAGAUAUGUCAUCCAUAAAAUUAGCAAAAAAAUUUCUUUUAUUUGUCGAUAAAAUACUGGAUAAAGAAAAAUCAUUUUUAAACUGGAAUAUUCUUUAUCGAAUUUUAAAACAAAUCGAAUAUUUUAGUUUUAAAUUACUCAAAUUAUCCAAUUCAUUCAUUUCAAUAAAUAAUCAUAUUGAAUUUUUUCUGAAAACAAAAAAAUUCCAAUACGAAAAUUCUGAUCGAUCAAUAUCAAUAACAGUUAAUAGUGAAAAUAUUCCAAAUUUAGAUUUUCAAUUAAUCAUUUUUACGAUAUCAAAUAUAAAUAUAAGUGGAUUAUUAAAUAAUCAAAUAGUUAAUUUAAAUGUAUUACCUAAACAUGUUUUAAUCGAUGACGUUCAAAUUAAAUUUCGUCAUUUAAAUAAAUCCAAUCAAAUUCCAAUUUGUGUUUAUUUGAAAAAUUUCGAAGAUAAUAAAGUACAGUGGAGUACGGAUGGAUGUCAAUUAUUAUCGACAAAUUUAACGCAUACAAUAUGUUCAUGUAAAUAUCAAAGUACAUAUGCUUUAUUUGAAAAUACUGACAAGCCGAUAGUUAAAUCGAAUGCGAAUCAAUUAUUAUUUAUUACAAAAAUUGGAUGUAUGAUUUCGAUUGGAUGCCUUUUAUUAACAAUUAUUUUAUUAAUCAUCAUGCGAUCUCACACGGAUAUGGAUGAUGAUUUAACAACUGUUCGUAGUAUUAUUCAUACAAAUAUGUUAUUAUGUUUAAUUAUUGUACAAAUAUUAUUUUUAUUUGGUAUUGAUCAAACUAAAUCAAAAUUUGGUUGUCGAAUUAUAUCUAUAUUACUUGAUUAUUUUCUUUUGGCAACUAUUUCUUGGAUGUUUGUUGAUGGCAUUGAAUUAUUAAUUGCAUUAAAACAUGUUUUUAAAAUUGAUCGAAUACGUUUAUUAGCAUAUUCAUUAUAUUCAUAUGGAUUUCCAUUAUUAAUUGUUUUUCUUUCAAUAACACUUUCAGCAAAAAAUGAAACUGAUUUAAAUCAAUAUUGUUGGUUAUCACAUGAUAAUGCUUUUAUUUGGGCAUUUGCUAUACCAUUUAUACUUUUAAUACUCGCAAAUCUUUGUUUUUUUCUUAUAUCAAUGUAUUCAAUGUGUAGAAAAAUAAAUAUUUGUUCUGAUCGUAUGAAUGAAAUCAGAUUUUCAUUACGUGAUAUGUCAACAAUAUCUAUUCUAUUUGGUUUAACAUGGAUAACUGGUUUAUUUUAUUUUUAUGGUCAAACAUUCUUAUUCGCAUAUAUAUUUACUAUACUUAAUUCUCUUCAUGGUUUUUUAAUAUUAAUAUUUUAUUGUUUAUUACAAAAACAUGUUCAAACUUCAUUUGGAAAAUUUUGUUUUUAUAAAAAUCAUCAUAUAUCAAUAUUCCAUUGUUUUGUUAAAUCAAAUCAAAAUCAAAAACAUAUUCGUAAAAAAUCUUUCGAACAUUUUUCUUUACCUGAUAAUACAAGUACAAGUGGUUAUAGUUCAGCACAUUCAUCCGAUCUUAAUAAUAAACAAAUUUUAUGUAAUCAAACAAAAGAUUAUACAAAUAAUUUAUCUCAACAAAUAUACUUUCAUAAUCAUUAUAAUAGACGAUCAUGUUUAGUUCAUGAAACACCCUAUUUACCAAGUAUACCAACUAAUUUAUUACCUAAUCGUUUAAGUACAUUUCGAUAUCAAUUACCAGUAAAUGAAAUCAUUUUAUCAAAUGAACAAAACGAACAAUUACUUCAAAAAACUCAAAUUCAUGAUGAUGAUCAUCAGUAUUAUGAAAUUGGUUAA